This is a messenger RNA of Scheffersomyces coipomensis, 4753 nucleotides long. RefSeq names its product mitogen-activated protein kinase kinase kinase (gene SSK2). The coding region runs from base 288 to 4574 and encodes 1428 amino acids. Gene Ontology annotation, molecular function: ATP binding; MAP kinase kinase kinase activity. Lineage: Eukaryota; Fungi; Ascomycota; Pichiomycetes; Serinales; Debaryomycetaceae. The record is from RefSeq and is a predicted model, not a curated record. The transcript has a single exon. Gene Ontology annotation, biological process: protein phosphorylation; p38MAPK cascade. Gene Ontology annotation, cellular component: cytoplasm.
AUCUUCUUCAAAUCCCCAAUGGAGUCAGAAGGCAAGCAUUUCACUUUGAUCUUCUUCCCCAAUCUAUCGUUAGCCAACACCUCUAUCAUGCUUUGAUGAAUUUACUUAGUUAUCAACUUUGGCUGCCAUUUUCAAAACAGCAAAUCAAAAAAAUUUGUUGAUAUUUUUUCUGAGAGAGAUAAUUUUUUUGAUAAUCAAAAAAUUUGGAGUAAUUUAUCAAUUAUAAUUGAAACUUCAUUUUAAAACCAUAUUCAAUUGAUCAUUGACUUUGUUCAACACCAGGGAUAAUGACGGGUCAGAAUUCAAAUACCUCGUCUGGAUCGAGUAAUGGCAAAGACCAGGGUCAAUCAUCAUCCCAUACAUCCACUAAUUCAACACAUCGUCAUAAUCUUUCAGCUACACAAAGGCGGCCCUCAUUAUUAAGAAACACUUCAGCCAAUUCUAAUCCAUCAGUGGCAGCUGCUUUGGCAGCAGUAUCGAAUACUAAUGCAGCUCCCCUUCAUUCCAGUCACCUUAAACGAUCCACCAAUAGUACUUCAUCUACAUCUUCUAAUUCAUCUACUAAUAGCAAUAAUAAUGGCAACAACAACAGUACCACGUCUCCAUCAUCAACCAUCAAUAACUCAUCGUCUAAUCAAUCAUCCAUUGCAAUCGCAACAUCAAAUAGAAAUCGUCCUCGUUCCUUAUCUCAGACAUUGUCUCAGAAUAUAAAUAUACUGCCACAUAAUAAUAAUCCUCAAUAUCUUGCUCAAGAACGAGCAUAUCUUAAAAAGAUUCGUAAUCAGUUAGUGGAUGAUUAUUAUACCAAGGGUAUUUCAGGAGCAGAUGAUGAAAGUAAGGAUGGAGAUGUUAAUGAAGAUGAUGAGGAUGAUGAUGAUGAUAGUAAUGAUUCUAGUGGAAAUGCUAACUUUUUGGAAGAUUUAGAUGAUGAUAAAUAUCAAAUUGAUUUUAGUUUAGCUUAUUCCAUGAUGAAGAAUGGUAAUGCAAAUGUGAAUAUGAAUCCUAAUAAGAAUAUAACCCAAUUAAAUAAAGAUGACACUGAUGAUCCAGCUGUCAUAGAAAGAUUGGAAUGGCAAUCAAUGUUAACAUCAGUAUUAACUGGUGAUGUUGUCACUUCUGAAAAAACUAAAAUCAUUAAUAAUAAUAAUCCAGAUAAUCCUCAAGAGUCAUUUUUACAUGCUACAUAUAAGGAAAGUUUAUGGUUUGGUAUUAGAGCUAAAUUAUUCAAUAGAACUGAAGAUGAUCAAAGAAAAAUCAUAUCGUACAGAAGAACAUUGACGGAUCAAUUAAUUGAAGAUAUUUUAAAAUUUGAAAUUAAUUAUGAAGAUGCCGCCAAUAAUCCUACUAGAAAUCAAGUUAUGGAUAUAUUGGAUCGUUAUGAAUUGGCAUGCUCUAAUUGGAGAACAUUAGAAGAUAUGAAAACAGAUAAACCACUUUGUCGAAGUGAAGAAUUUGAAAAUAGGAUCGAUGCUUUAAAUGCCUGGUUUACAAUCACAGAAGCAAUUGCUAGAGAAACUCGAUCUUUAAGAUCUUGGAUCGGUAAUGAUGAAUUGGAUAUAACUAAAAGUCCAGUAGAAACUCCUUCACUGACUUCCUCUUCGUUGACAAGUAGUAAAGUGAUUCGAAAAAUAUUCGAUGAAGAUAAUAAAUCAUUAGCUGAAAGACUUAUGAAAGAAAAGGAUGUUCAUACUAUCUUUCUGAAACGUAUCUUUAUACCGAUGUCUCCCUGGAUAAUGAAAUCAAAAGAGACAUAUAUACGAUUGGGUCAUAUGUUUGAACAAAUGAAGUUACCUGAUUAUAUUCAUGAUUUAAUUCAAAUUUGUAUUAUUCCAAUGAAAUUAAUUAAAGAAAUUAUCAAGGUUAGACUUGGUUAUGCUAUGAAAUUACAAAAUCCAACCUUAAUGAUGAUUGAUCAAAUGAUUGAAGAUUUUAAAACAUAUAUCACUAUCGCCUUGGAAGUUAAAAUGGGUCUUCAACAAUAUUGUAAGCCUGUUGCUGGUGAUACUUGGGUGAUUGGUGAUUUAUUUGAAGGAGAAAAUCUGGAUUUCGAUCAAGUUGUUUUAAGUUGUGCUAAAUAUUAUUUGGUUUUAUUAAAUAGAAAAUUAUUGGAUAGUUCGAGAUCUACUACCAAUUUCAGAACUUUUAAAGAACCAGAAGAAUUAGAAGAGGCAUGGUCGUUCUUAAGAUGGUUAGGAAACUUUAUUGAUGGUGGUAGUGUUUUAGUUUCAGAACAAAUAACAUUAUUGGCGCUGAAAUUAAUUCACAGACUAUUAGCUUAUUUUAAUAGUCAAUUAAGAUCACCACCUUCGGCUAUCACUUCAGAUCUAGUAAGAUGGUAUAGUUCUACCACUGAAAACUUUGGUCAAUUACGUCGUAAGCUUGCGAGAUUCACUGGAGAAAUGUCUCGUGAAUUCACAAAUUCAUUAGUAUUUGAUCUCCCUUCAACUCCAACUAAUCUAACUAAGAAUUUGUUAGAAAUCUUGAAAUCUAGGAAUCAUUUCUUGGUUUAUACAAAUACUGUGGAAGCUCAAGGUAUUUACUUUUUUGCCAGUCCUGAACUUGCUGGUAAUGAACAAGAAAUUCUUAAAAUCAUUAACGGUUCUUAUGUUGGUUUAGAUUCUAAUAAUUCAAAUCUUGAAUUUACAGAUUUAUUAGAUUUAAUGCAAUCUAGUGAAAGUGAUGAAGAUUAUAUACCGCAUGCAUUACCAUCCCAUUCAAGUGAUUUUGCUUACGUGUUAGCUUUAUGUCCUCCUAAACCAAUAGUUUGGGAAGGUAAUAUUGUUACAGUUAAUAUCAAUCAAGUACCAAUUAGUGACGUUAAGGCCGGCCAAAUGAUCCUAAUUACAAAAUUACCUUACUACAGUUUACAUAUCGUUAGAGAAAAGUUCCUUGACAUUGUUAGUGACAUUAUGCCUGCUGCACCAAUUGAUCAAAGAUGUUCUUUAACCAAUGUCCAUCAAGAGUUAAUUAAAAUCAAUAGGGCGUUUUUUAAAAUGUGUAUAUCGGUGCUUGAUUCAGUGAAAAUAGUAAGGGAUAAAUGUAAAGAGCUCUCUCCUGAUGGUGAAUAUCAAGCAUUAAUCAAUAAUUAUUUCAUUUAUGCCAGGGAUUACGGAAAAAACUCGAUUAGGAACUUGGAUAGUUCUAGAAAAUCUGCUGUUAUAAUGAAAUUGAUUCAAUUAUCGAUUGAUUGGGUUAGUUUUAUUUGUGAUGAUUGUAUGCCUACUGAUAGAAAAACAUUCAGAUGGUGUGUGUUGGCAUUGGAAUUUGCUAUGGAUAUGACUAGAGGGUUCAAUGUGUUGGUGUUAAAUGAUGAACAAUUUUAUAAAUUGAAAUUAAAAGUUGCACGUUGUAUGUCAUUACUUAUUUCUCAUUUCGAUAUUAUGGGUGCUAGAUCAAGUGAAGCUGAAAGAAAUACAUUGCUUAAGUGGUCUUCAACUAGACAUAGAAUUGAGAAUUCGUCAGAUGACAAUUAUAUUAUCAAGGCUUAUAGAGAUGACUUGAUGAAUCAAAUUGAAGAGAUUGAAGAUUAUAGAACUGAUCUUCAAGAAGAUUUACAUUCGGUGGGUAGAGUUUUGGAUAUCACUGAUCUGGAAUAUCAAUUCGUUACAUUGUUGGCAUCAUCAUUUUCUAGUGUUUCUAUUAGAUGGCAAAAGGGUAAGUUUAUCGGUGGUGGUACUUUUGGUCAAGUAUUUGCAUCGGUGAAUUUAGACACUGGUGGAGUGAUGGCAGUUAAAGAAAUCAGAUUCCAUGAUAGUCAAUCUAUAAAAAAUAUUGUUCCAUCCAUUAAAGAAGAAAUGACAGUAUUGGAAAUGCUUAAUCAUCCUAAUGUGGUGCAAUAUUUUGGAGUUGAAGUUCAUAGAGAUAAGGUUUAUAUUUUUAUGGAAUUUUGUGAAGGUGGUUCAUUAUCCGGUUUAUUAACGCAUGGUAGAAUUGAAGAUGAAGUUGUCAUACAAGUCUAUACUUUACAAAUGUUAGAAGGUUUAGCAUACUUGCAUCAAUCAGGAGUUGUUCAUCGUGAUAUUAAGCCUGAAAAUAUUUUAUUAGAUCAUAAUGGGGUUAUAAAGUUUGUUGAUUUUGGUGCUGCCAAAGUCAUCGCUACUAGUGGUAGAACCAGAAAUCCAGGAAGUAUUGGUUCAAGACAAGUCAAUGGGAAUCCAAAUUCCAUGACCGGUACCCCAAUGUACAUGUCACCAGAAGUUAUUACUGGUUCUUCUUCCGAUAGAAGUGGAGUGAUUGAUAUUUGGUCUCUUGGUUGUUGUGUUUUAGAAAUGGCAACAGGUCGUAGACCAUGGGCUAAUCUUGAUAAUGAAUGGGCCAUUAUGUAUCAUAUUGCGGCUGGCCAUAAGCCACAAUUACCAUCUGCUGAUCAAUUAAGUGAAGCAGGAAGAAAGUUCAUUUCCAGGUGUUUGGAACAUGAUCCAAAGAAGAGACCAAGUGCAGUGGAAUUAUUGAAUGAUCCGUGGAUUGUUGCAAUUAGACAAGCUGCGUUUGGAGCUGUCUCUGAAGUCAAUACUACUCCAGUUUCUGAAUCAACUAGUGAAGUAUUUCCUGUUGCAACGUCUGCUGCAACUUGAUUUCUUCGUUUCGUUUUAGUUUUAGUUUGUUUUAUUCUAUUUUUUUUUCUUAUGGUUAUUUCUUUCAUUUUUAUUAAUGGUAUUGCAUUAUCGUUUAUUUUCGGACUUUUUAAUUAACUUUUCUUUGUUUCCAUAGUUUUUAGGUAUAAUAUUUAACGAUGCUACAAAAAUAUAUGUUU